AUGGCGAUUGAAAUUUCUACUUUUCCUUCUUCUGGUUUUUCCUCUACUUCAAUAAAGAGUUUUUCUAUGUUUUCUAGGGUUAGGUUGAUUUUGAGGUGCUGGGCUCUGGACUGUCAGGCUUGGGAUUCGGCUUGGAGAGAUUGGGAUGCAGUUUGUCAGGCUUGGGAUGAAGCUUGGGCUUCGGCUUGCCAGGCUUGGGCUGAGGCUUGGAAAGUUUGGACUUCGGCUUGGAAGGCUUGGACUUCGGUUUGGUCUUGGGCUACGGCUUGGAAGGCUUGGGCUUCGGCUUGGAAGCCUUGGGCUGAGGCUUGCCAGGCUCGGACUCAGGCUUUGGGUGUGGAUUGGUCUUGGGCUUGGGCUUCGGCUUGGUCUUGGGUUUGGAAAGCUUGGCAUGCAGCUUGGUAG
Funneliformis geosporum is the source of this 405-nucleotide messenger RNA. The record is from the annotation of a GenBank genome assembly. NCBI's taxonomy places the organism in Eukaryota, Fungi, Glomeromycota, Glomeromycetes, Glomerales, Glomeraceae.